CUCUCUCUCCUCUUCCUCCCAACGUGACUUUUACUCUGCGGGGACUGGAGCAGGAGGGAGACACGCUGGGGUCUAUCUGCAGGAGAGCCACGCUAUUGGCCGCAGAGGGGCCCAUAAGGGAGGAGCGAGCGGGAUUCAUACACGAAUGUUUGGUUUCCAGUCGUCAGUCAAACUUCCAGUAUAGCUUUUAUUCCCGAGGYUCACCUGUACAAGAGGCAGAAAUGGACGACCAGGGGUGUCCGAGGUGCAAAACCACCAAAUACAGGAACCCGUCGUUGAAGUUGAUGGUGAACGUCUGCGGACACACGCUAUGCGAGAACUGCGUGGAGAUGCUGUUUGUGCGUGGCUCGGGUAACUGCGUGCAGUGCGACACGCCUCUCCGGAAGAGCAACUUUCGCGUGCAGCUCUUCGAAGACCCAACCGUGGACAAGGAGGUGGAGAUCCGCAAGAAGGUGAUGAAAAUAUACAACAAGAGAGAACUCGACUUCCCCAGUCUGAGAGAAUAUAACGAUUAUCUGGAGCAAGUGGAGGACAUUGUGCAUAACCUCACAAAUAACAUUGAUGUGGAGAACACCAAGCUGAGGAUGGAGCAGUACCAGAAAGAAAACAAAGACAUCAUCCAGAGAAAUAAGGCCAAGCUUACGCGGGAGCAGGAGGAGCUGGAGGAGCUGCUGCUUCUGGAACAGCAGAGCAACGAGCAGCGGCGGCUGGACGUGCUGCAGGAGGAGCAGAGGCAGCUUCAGGCCAAGCGGAAGAACAAACAGGCUUUGCUGGACGAACUGGAGCAGUCUCAGCUGCCUGCCACCGUCUUGCUCGCCCAGCACAAAGUUCGUGCUGCCCAGCUGGAGACGGAGAUCGAGCAGCAAAAACAGAACGUGAAGCCAACCAGUAUAUUUUCAACUGGUAUCCAAAUUCGGCAGAAUGUGUCUCUUCAGCCUUUGCAGAGGAUAGAGGAAGUGCUGUACCACUACACACCCRUUCACGUUGAAACCUACGGGCCUCCUGUGCCUGAGCUGGAGCAGCUAGGCAGACUUGGGUAUCUGAACCACGUACGGGCCGCCUUGCCUCAGGACACAGCUGGAGGAUACAACUCAGCUCUGGCGUGUCACCGAGCCAUCCAGGAUGCUUUCAGCGGGCUGUUUCCUCCCAAGUGUUGAAACUUGUCUCUCAACAGAAAUGUGACCGAAUGGACUCUGAAAAAUACAGCAGCGCCACCUCUGUGCUGCUUGUUUGUUGGCUCUUUUACUUAUUUUUGAUUCUGAAGUGUAUAAAUGUUUUGUUAACUUUAUUUUUUACACAAAAAUAAAAACUGACCCCAUCCAUCAUUUGUGAUUUAUUAAAAAAAAUUAAUGUACAACACAGAAUAAUGAACUGAACUAAAGCUGAGUUAUGAUUUAAUUUGAGGAAGCGACACCUCUUAUAAUAAAACUUUUUAAAAAGGGGAAAAGAAAAA
Molecule: messenger RNA, 1453 nt
Organism: Austrofundulus limnaeus
Lineage: Eukaryota; Metazoa; Chordata; Actinopteri; Cyprinodontiformes; Rivulidae
Gene: mnat1
Product: MNAT1 component of CDK activating kinase
Exons: 9
Coding region: 222-1157 (311 amino acids)
Biological process (GO): regulation of transcription by RNA polymerase II; nucleotide-excision repair; positive regulation of cyclin-dependent protein serine/threonine kinase activity
Cellular component (GO): transcription factor TFIIH holo complex
Molecular function (GO): cyclin-dependent protein serine/threonine kinase activator activity
Source: RefSeq, a predicted model, not a curated record